AGAAUGGCAUUUCUACCGGACUGUAACUCGAGGUACCGGUCCGCGGAGUACUGGGACGAGCGCUACCGGACGGAGGAGAGCUUCGACUGGUUCGGGGACUUCUCCAAAUUCCAGCACCUUCUUGUUCAGCAUGUGGGGAAAGACGCACGCAUUCUGAUGUUAGGCUGCGGGAACAGCUCCCUGAGCUGGGACAUGUACCAGACUGGGUACUGCUCCAUCACCAACGUGGACUACUCCAGAGUGUGUGUGGAGGCCAUGGCGCAACGCCACGCCCACACCCCCGGGCUGAGCUGGGUAUGUAUGGACGCCCGGCGCUUGGCGUUCCCGGGCGCAACGUUCCAGGCGGUCGUGGAGAAGGGCGUCCUGGACGCCAUGCUGGUGGGAGAGAAAGACCCCUGGAACAUCUCCAACGGCAGCAGGGAGGUGAUGCAUCAGGUGCUCAGUGAGAUAAGUCGCGUCCUGGAGCCUGGAGGUCGUUUUGUGUCGGUGACCUUUGCCCUACCACAUUUCCGAAAGAGCCUCUACGCUCGCGCCGAGUACGGCUGGUCCAUUAAACACUAUCACUACGGUGACAGCUUCCAUUACUUCCUGUAUGUUCUGACCAAAGGGGAGGAGCUUAACCCCGAGGACGCGGCGUUGGAGAGGAGAAUGCUCACGGAAGCUCCACCCACUGUGGUGAUGUCUCAGGACAAAGAAAGUGAGAGCUUCCUUAAUAGUAUCAGCUUGUAAAAGGCAGUGAGGACGUUUAAACCUCUGAAGUACCUCACAAACCUCUUCUGUUUUAAGCAAUGUUGUACUGUCAACCCACAUUUUUCAUAUUAAUUAUAAAUAUUUUAUACACACACACACACACACACACACACUAAAAGACAAGAAAUGUUUUUGCCAGUACUUGUUCAUAAAAUUGUCUCUCUCUCUCUCUCUCUCUCUGUUGUAUUGUGCUGAUAUGAGAAAACAUUGAGGUACUUUAUCAUCUCAUCAACGUUCUCAUACAGAUGGGUCUCUCAUAAACACGCAGACCACAAAGGCAGAGAGUAUGAGACUGGGUGUGCAUGUCUCUUGCAGAUGAGGUAUAAAUAUUAUACUGGCCACCAUGAUUUCAGGGUAGUCAUUAAUAAACCAGAAAUCAUUUAUUUUUAAUUUUGCCCUGAAAUGUAAUUACUGGCUAUUUUUAAAGGCUGAGGAGAGGUGGAUCCACGUUCAGAUGCCCUGUGCUACUGUGCUUAAGACUGGGGUUGUACACCACUAACACUGGGUGAACAGUCCUGCCUGGAUGAGCAGACAUGACCCCAGAUCAGUCAGUACAGAUCAGUCAGUACAGAAACCACCAAUUUGUCAUGUUUGCUACAUGAAGCCAAAUGAAUCUUUUUUUUUUCUUUUUAAUGGAAAUGUAUUCAUCUCUUUUCUAAUCUUCUUUUAAUGUAAUUACCUGUAGGGAAUGUUUUAUUUCAUAAUUUCUUUCUUUUCAAGCUGAUGUGAAAAUAUGAAAUGUA
Messenger RNA from Electrophorus electricus (electric eel), 1493 nucleotides. RefSeq names its product endothelin converting enzyme 2a (gene ece2a). Gene Ontology annotation, molecular function: S-adenosylmethionine-dependent methyltransferase activity. NCBI's taxonomy places the organism in Eukaryota, Metazoa, Chordata, Actinopteri, Gymnotiformes, Gymnotidae. The record is from RefSeq and is a predicted model, not a curated record.